This is a messenger RNA of Baudoinia panamericana UAMH 10762, 1146 nucleotides long. RefSeq lists its product as uncharacterized. Lineage: Eukaryota; Fungi; Ascomycota; Dothideomycetes; Mycosphaerellales; Teratosphaeriaceae. The annotation marks the transcript as partial. The record is from RefSeq and is a predicted model, not a curated record. The transcript has a single exon.
AUCAUCCCGCCUUCCAUAGUCCAGAGCGUCCAUACCAGCUCGCCCCGCAUAGCGGCGAGGUCAGUCCUCAUCGAACCGCCGACUGCAGUAUCCGAUCGGCAGACCGAGCUGGAAGCGGACCUACAGUUCUUGCUGGAUGCGCAAGCCGAAGGGCUGGUGAAAGGGCUGGAAGGCGGCCUGGUUGAUGACCAAGCUUCUACUGGGAGCACAACGCCAACUGCACAGAGCGUCCGUAGUUCGUCCGCCCGACGCAGAUCACGACCGCUGCGGAAGAAGCCUGGCUUGAGGACUGCGCGCAAAGGCAUCUAUACCAGCAUUCUGGCACUGUCGGCUGUCAAAGACGAGGAGACCCACGUACUCGAUGCCGAAGCUCAGGAAAAAGAGGAUACGCUUGCGCAGAUCGACGAGUGGGAGCAGAAGCAGCAGGGACUGCGAGAAGCUACGCAGGAAGCCCACGACGGCGAGGAGGCCAUCCGCGCGCAGCGAUUGCAACAGGAAGCGGAUGUGCUGCAAGAUGAGAUCAACGCCGUUGAGAUGCAGCUCGCGGAUCUGAAGGUGCGACAUAGGAAGCUUCUCCGCCAAGCUGCGGCGGCGGAGAAUGCGGUGCAGGCGAAGUUGGCUUCUUAUACGUCUGCUCUGGGUAUGAUUGAAGCGGAUAUACAACGCUUCUUGUCCACGAAGUCUGCAGCCUCGGAAACAAGGCAGCAUCCACAAGACGGCACCACGUCGAUGUGGGAGUUACCAGCUCGGCGCCGGACGCUGGAGAUGGCUUGGGAGCAGUGGAAGCAGGAUAAGGAUGUGGUGCUCUUGCGGCGUAAGAUGGUUGAACACGAGAAGGCCGCUCUCGACGAAGGGGCCGCGGUGUGGCAAAAAGUCGUGACACAGGUUACGAGUUUCGAGAGAAGCUUGAGAGCUAGCAUGGCGGAUAUGACAGGUUCGCAAUCAGCUUGGGAAGACCCUCCGGCACAGCCACAGGAUAACAAUGAGCGGCUACGACUGUUGCUAGAGCAGCUGGACGGUGUGAUUGAGCAUAUCGACGCUUCUCUCAGGCUUGCGGAGAAGCAUGAUUGGAAAUUGCUCAUUGCGGCGAUUGGGGCUGAAGCCAAUGCGUUGCGGCAGGGCAAGCAAAUAUUGCAUAACGUGCUU